GUCGAUGACCGCGUCGGCAAAAAAGACUCGAGUCCCUCAGUGCUAUUUCGGGAGAAAACACUCAGCGCUAUCAUAGCUAAAUCCCUUCAGAGAGUCGCGGUUGGGCAGCUGUUGGGGUCAACCGUCGAAGGUUAGCGAAACAGACGAGGUGUUGGGAAGUGUCGCUCCCUCCUCCUGCCCGCAGAGUUCACAGUUGCACUACUACAAUGUCAGCGGUGGCUUCUCUGCAGUAAGCAAAGCAAGGUUAUGCUGCCCAAAAGUUGCCUGAGUCCCAGUGAGAAAGAGAAGGGCUAACAACGCCACGACUGAUCCUGAGCAGCCGUUUCCAGAGCCUGUUUACCAAGCAGAGCCAUGAGCAACCACAAGCAGGUCACGGAUGACCCUGAGGUGUCGUCGACGCACCGGCCAGCGCAUCUGGACGAGGAUGACGAUGGCGAUCUGAACAAGGCAUUGGGAGUCGAGCGCUUCCAGCACAUUCUUAGACCGUCCACUUCUGUGCCUGACGAGCAGCAUCACAACUAUCAUGAAGAGGAUAUUGAAUACCACCGGCACUCAUCGCACCACAUCCACCGCCCUCUGUCCAAGCUGCCCCAGGACUUGCGGCGCAAAAAGGGCGGCAAGAAGCGGCGCAAGGACAAGGACCACAAAAUGGACCACGCCCCUGUGGAGGAAGCCGAGGAAGAGGAAGAGGAGGAGGAGGAAGGGCAGGAGGCCAGCGUCGGCUCCUCCGAGCCAACGAAAGUCACGGAUGUGGAGUUCUUCCUGUCCGACGACGACCACGUGGGCGCCCCCGCCCGAGAUCUGGACGUAGUCCCGCACUCCGCCGCUGGAGACCACCAUGACGACGGCACGUCCACCGACAAGCCGGAUUCGUCCCCAACCCCACAACAUCCGGACCACCCGCCGCUGGCCCGCCUGUCCUCGACCGGCCGCAGCUACGACCUGCAAGAUCGUCGGCGCACAGGCAACAUGACGGGUGCCGAGCAGGCCAAGUACCAGCGCAUCCCCACUGACGAGAGCGAGGCCCAGACGCUCGUCUCUGCCGACCUGGAUGGCAUCAAAAGCCACCGCUUUGAAGAUGUCCCCGGCGUGCGAAGACACCUGGUCCGAAAGAGCACCAAGGGACAGGUGGUGCACACAGGCAAAGACCACAAAGAGUCGGCAACUCGCGCACGCAAGCACGACCGCACCCCACACGAGGUGUUCGUGGAGUUGAACGAGUUAACCAUGGACAAGAACCAGGAAAUGCAGUGGAAGGAGACAGCCCGCUGGAUCAAGUUUGAGGAGGACGUGGAAGAGGAGACAGACCGUUGGGGGAAGCCGCACGUGGCUUCACUGUCCUUUCGGAGUCUCCUGGAGCUCCGAAAAACCAUCGCGCAUGGUGCGGUGCUGCUGGACCUGGAGCAAAAAACCCUGCCGGGCAUUGCCCACCAGGUGGUGGAAAAGAUGAUCAUUUCCGACCAGAUUAAAGCUGAGGAUCGCGCCAACGUUCUUCGGGCCCUGCUGCUCAAACACAGCCACCCGAGCGACGACAAGGAGCAGCACAGCAGCCCCUUCCCCAGGAACAUCUCGGCGGGCAGCCUGGGCAGCCUGAUGCCGCACCACCACACCUCCAACCACGCCGAACCGUCUGUCACCGACCCGCUGAUGAGCACCGCUCACGCGGCCGGCGACGGCGAAACGCGCAUCGACGUGGAAAAGAACGAAAAGGAGGCAAACAUAUCGUCGGGAAUGCAUCGCUCCAAGUCCAAACACGAGCUUAAAUUGUUGGAAAAGAUUCCGGAAAACGCCGAGGCCACGGUCGUGCUCGUCGGUAGCGUGGACUUCCUGGAGCAGCCCACCAUGGCGUUCGUGCGGCUGCAGGAAGCCGUGGAGCUUGAGUCGGUGCUAGAAGUGCCUGUGCCUGUCCGCUUCCUUUUCGUACUGCUAGGGCCCGCUACCACUAGCAUGGACUACCACCAGAUUGGACGCUCAAUUUCCACGCUCAUGUCAGACAAGCAAUUCCACGAAGCGGCCUACCUAGCCGACGACCGUCAGGACCUCCUCAACGCCAUCAACAGCUUUCUGGACUGCAGCAUCGUUUUACCCCCGUCGGAGAUGGGCGGCGACGAGCUCCUCCGCUCCGUGGCGCGAUUCCAGCGCGAAAUGUUGCGAAAACGCCAAGAAGGAAAACUCUUAGCGGACGAACCCAAAAGCCCUGAGGAAAAAGAAGCCCUCAUUGCUCCUUCCAAGAAAUCUGACGACCCGUUGGAGCGCACCGGGCGACCCUUCGGCGGGCUGAUCCGAGACGUGAGGCGGCGCUACCCGGCGUACGUCAGCGACUUCAAGGACGCACUCAACAGCCAGUGCAUGGCCGCCGUUAUUUUCAUUUACUUCGCCGCGUUGUCGCCCGCCAUCACCUUCGGGGGACUUCUGAGUGAGAAGACGGAAGGGUUAAUCGGAGUGUCGGAGUUGAUCGUCUCCACCGCCGUGCAGGGAGUCAUCUUUUGCUUACUUGGAGCGCAGCCGCUCUUGGUCGUGGGCUUUUCAGGGCCGCUUUUGGUCUUUGAAGAAGCUUUUUACUCGUUCUGCAAGUCGAGCGACAUGGAGUACUUAACGGGUCGCGUCUGGAUCGGCGCGUGGUUGGUGGUCAUCGCGCUGGUCACGGUGGCCUUGGAAGGCAGCUUCUUGGUGCGCUUCGUGUCGCGCUUCACGCAGGAGAUCUUCUCCUUCCUCAUUUCACUCAUCUUCAUCUGCGAGACCUUUCUGAAGCUCGGCAGGAUCUUCAAAGCGCACCCUCUGACGCGCUGUUCCUUCGACCCGCCUCCGAACGACACGACGCCUUUUAACGUGUCAAAUGUCACGAUUCCGCCGCCGCUCAACAUCAGCGGCGUUCCCGACACUCCCGCCCCGAUUAAGCAACCCAACACGGCGCUUCUCUCGCUGGUUCUCAUGGCCGGAACGUUCUUCAUCGCCUUCUACCUACGCAAGUUCAAGAACAGCGCUUUCUUCCCUGGAAGAUUGCGCAGAAUUAUCGGCGAUUUCGGGGUGCCCAUCGCCAUCCUCAUCAUGGUGCUGGUGGACAACAGUUUAGAAGACACGUACACUCAAAAACUGAACGUUCCUAGUGGAUUUUCGGUGACCAGGCCGGACAAGCGCGGCUGGAUCAUCAGCCCAUUGGGGAGUGACGGCAAGUUCCCCGUUUGGAUGAUGUUCGCCUGCUGCCUGCCUGCUUUGCUGGUCUUCAUCCUUAUCUUCAUGGAGACGCAGAUCACCACGCUAAUCGUGAGCAAAAAGGAGCGCAUGUUGGUAAAGGGUUCGGGCUUCCACCUGGAUUUACUGCUGAUUGUGGCGCUGGGCGGCGCCUCGGCGCUCUUCGGCCUGCCGUGGAUGGCGGCGGCCACCGUGCGCUCGGUCACGCACGUCAACGCUCUGACCGUCAUGAGCAAGGCGGUGGCGCCGGGAGACAAGCCGCGCAUCCAAGAGGUCAAGGAGCAGCGUGUCACGGGACUCCUGGUGGCCGUCAUGGUUGGUUUGUCCAUCGUGAUCGGGGACCUCCUGCGGAAAAUCCCGCUAGCCGUGCUGUUCGGAAUCUUCCUCUACAUGGGCGUCAUGUCGCUCAACGGCAUUCAAUUGAGCGAGCGCAUGAUGCUCCUACUCAUGCCGCCGAAGUACCACCCGGACCACAGCUACGUCCGAAAAGUUCGAACGCUGCGUAUGCAUUUGUUCACGUGCAUUCAAGCGGUGUGUCUGGCAGUGCUGUGGGCCGUCAUGUCCACGCAAGCGUCGCUGGCCUUCCCGUUCGUGCUCAUCCUCACCGUGCCCGUUAAGAUGUUCCUGCUGCCGCGCAUCUUCACCGCUCGCGAGAUGCUAUGCUUGGACGCGGACGACGCCGAGCCGACGUUCGACGAGCGCGAGUGUCACGACGAGUACUCGGAGAUGCACAUGCCCGUCUAACCCCUUGUAGCGCCACCUAUCGGGCGGCCCCCUUUGGCACACAUCACCUGCUGCCUACCUUAUGUUUUUUUUUGUUUUAAUAUUAUUAGAAUGUAUUUCAGGGGACACCAAAUCAAACGACGUAACCAUUUACGCUCCGUCAACGCAGAUCGAUUUCAUAUUUUAUCAUCCCUGAAAGUUUUGCUCUGAUUCACAUUGAAUAUGUGACGAACGUACGGUCAAGUUUCCGCUCCGUUCAACACGCCGCCUUACCAACGAGUGCCUUAUAUGAAGGAACUACUAAAGUGCGUACGCCUCGCUUUUCACUUUACUCGACUCUCGUAGCACUUUUUUGUAAUAUCUAGACCACCAAAAUAAAAUGACUGCGACUCACUGUAAACGUUUUCAAGCCCUUGAUGCCUCAAUUUACGUUUAACAAAUAUACAUCUAACUCUAAAAGUAUCGAAGGAGUACAUAAGUACAUGAAAAUUAUAAUAAAAAUGUAUAUAUCUAUAUACGUAUAUAUCUAUUGAAAAACACAACUACAAACCUGAAAAUCCUAAAUUGAAAAAGGUAUUAAAAAAAAUAAAAAUAAAAGAAAAUAUAGAAAAUUAAUUCAUAAUUUUAAAAAAGCCUAAAAAUUAAACCUAAUAAAAAAUAAAAUAUUGAAAAUUAAUUUUAAAAAUACAAUUUUAAGCAGACAUUUCAAAAUAAAUAAUAAAUAAAAAAGUUUUUAAAAAUAUAGAAAAUUCUAUGGAGCAAUACAACGACAAAUCUGAAAAUCCUAAAUUGAAAAAGGUAUAAAAAAAAUUAAAAAUAAAAGAAAAUAUAGAAAAUUAAUUCAUAAUUUAAAAAAGCCUAAAAAUUAAAUGUAAUAAAAAAUAAAAUAUUGAAAAUUAAUUUUAAAAAAAUACAAUUUUAAGCAGACAUUUCAAAAUAAUAAAUAAAAAAAGUUUUUAAAAUAUAGAAAAUUCUAUGGAGGAAUACAACGACAAAUCUGAAAAUCCUAAAUUGAAAAAGGUAUAAAAAAAAAAGAAAAAGAAAAGAAAAUAUAGAAAAUGAAUUCAUAAUUUUAAAAAAGCCUAAAAAUCAAACCUAAUAAAAAAGAAAACAUUGAAAAUCAAUUAAAAAAAUAGAAUUUUAAGCAGACAUUUCAAAAUAAAUAAUAAAGAAAACAGUUUUAAAAAUAUAGAAAAUUCUACGGAGAAAUACAACUACAAAUCUGAAAAUCCUAAAUAAAAAAGGAAUUAAAAGUUAAAAAGAAAAAGAAAAUAUAGAAAAUUAAUCCAUAAUUUUAAAAAAACCUAAAAAUUAAACCUAAUAAAAAAAAAUAGAAAAUAUUAAAAAUUUGUUUAAAAAAUACAAUUUUAAGCUAAGACCUUUAAAAAUAAAUAAUUUAAAAAAAAAAAAAAUUUUUAGAUAUAGAAAAUUUGAAAUUUAAAACUAAAAACCUGAAAAUGUUAAAAAAAGGCACAAAUAAAAAGAAAAUAUAGAAAAUUAAUUCAUAAUAAAAAACUAAAAAUUAUACCUAAUAAGAAAUUAAAAGAAAAUAUUGAAAAUUAAUUUCAAAAAUUUAAGCUAGGACAUUUAAAAAUACAAAAUAAAAUAGUUUCAAAAAUAUUUAAAAUUCUAUUGAAAAAUACAACUAAAAAUCUGAAAAUCCUAAAUUAAAAAAGUACAAAAAGUUUAAAAAAUAAAUAGAAGAAAAUGUAGAAAAUUAAUCAUAAAAUUUAAACCAUUUAAAAAAUAUAUUGAAAAUAGAAGAAAAUACUGAAAAAUAAUUAAAAGAAAAUAAAUUUAACCGAAGACAUUGAGAAAAUUAAAUAUUAUUUUGAAAGUAUAAAAUCUUUUUUUUUUUUUUUUUUUAUUUGACGAUUUUCAAAUGUUUAGCUUUAUUUUUCAAUUUUUUCAUUUAAAGUUUUUUAGUUAAUAGUGUGUUUUAUGUACUUUUGUAUUGCUUUAUGUAUAUUUUUCCACUCUUUAUCUGCCAUUGACGGCGUUAGACGCCCAAUCCAUUUGAAGCUGCCAUCCCUCCCGCUUCAGAUGGACUACUCGUGAUAAACUCGUGUCAAUUCACAGCAGACGGACGAUUGGACGUCUAUGAUCGUCCAUGGCACUGAAAAAGUUAACGUCAAUUCAGGCAUCAAGAAUUUUGAGACGUCCUUUCCACAAGUACUAAAACCUAGUCAGAAACACGAAUAUAGUCAGAAUAGCCACCAGAGGGAGACAAAGUCAGUUUAAAGUCUCUAUUUUUCUUUAUUUGAGCAAUUAUUAGGAUUUAUUAUAAACGUUAAGUGCAUUUAUCACAAGUUUUGAGGGGUUGGAAGUAGUUAUUCGUGCCAAACAUUCCACCCUAAACGUUGUCGUUACUUAAUCCAAAAUAUGAAAAAAAUGGUGUCCUGUUACUCGAGUUUGUUGUGACAUCACCCCAAAAAAAGUGCCUACGGGACCACAAAGUGGUGAGACGAAUACUGGGGUCUUAAAAAAAAAAAUACGAAUGUAGUUUUAAUAUUUCUUUGUGGUGAAAUUGUUGUUUCGUGUAAGUCUGGAUUAUUGUGGAAAACAAGAGGCCACUACUGAAGCUCCCGUGUACAUUUGACACCUCAAAUAUUGAUGAAAAAUAAAGGUUAUUUUCUAUUUA
This is a messenger RNA of Corythoichthys intestinalis (scribbled pipefish), 6556 nucleotides long. It is a transcript of the gene slc4a2b, whose product is annotated as solute carrier family 4 member 2b. Bases 352 to 3936 code for a protein of 1194 amino acids. The record is from RefSeq and is a predicted model, not a curated record. Gene Ontology annotation, molecular function: monoatomic anion transmembrane transporter activity; solute:inorganic anion antiporter activity. The transcript has 22 exons. Gene Ontology annotation, cellular component: basolateral plasma membrane; apical plasma membrane; plasma membrane. Gene Ontology annotation, biological process: bicarbonate transport; monoatomic anion transport; transmembrane transport. Lineage: Eukaryota; Metazoa; Chordata; Actinopteri; Syngnathiformes; Syngnathidae.